This is a messenger RNA of Pecten maximus, 3393 nucleotides long. Its product is annotated as monocarboxylate transporter 14-like. Gene Ontology annotation, molecular function: monocarboxylic acid transmembrane transporter activity. Gene Ontology annotation, biological process: monocarboxylic acid transport; transmembrane transport. The transcript has 7 exons. The record is from RefSeq and is a predicted model, not a curated record. NCBI's taxonomy places the organism in Eukaryota, Metazoa, Mollusca, Bivalvia, Pectinida, Pectinidae. The coding region runs from base 150 to 1595 and encodes 481 amino acids.
UCAGCAUACCUUACUUCAGUGCUCUCUAGUUGACUCGGUUAUUACCUAUGUAGUGUUGACAACAAGCGGACUUUAUUGAUACUAGAACUCCCAAACGUCGUGGUUGAUCACAGGAUAUUGUGUUAUUCCAAUGACUGGUACCGACUGGAAUGAUGAGAAAAACGUCUUCAGCCGACGUGGUCAAUGAACAUCCAACACCUGUUCAAGCACCGGAUGGCGGAUGGGGAUGGAUGGUCACGUUCUCCUCAUUGAUGAUCAACGUUUUGAUUGACGGCAUCUUUUUUACGUAUGGAAUUUUCUUCCCUGAAUUUCUGAGACAUUUCGGAGAAAGUAAAGGAAAGACCCAACUAUUACAUUCGAUACUUGUUGGAACAUGUCUUACUUCAGGUCCUGUGGUCAGUGUACUGGUGAACAAGUAUGACAUUAGAAAGGUGGCCGCUACUGGAACAGUGAUUGCCAGUGUCGGACUUUUCCUUUCCACGUUUUCCCCAAACCUGAAUGUGAUGCUUAUCUUUUACAGCAUCGCAGGGGGAAUUGGUUUUGGUAUUCUUUACCUACCUUCGAUUGUGAUCAUUGGUGUAUAUUUUAACAAACGACGAGCCUUAGCUACGGGAAUAGCUGUUUGUGGAGCCGGGGUUGGCACCUUUGUAUUUGCACCAAUCACAAAGCUGCUUUUGGAAGCAUACAACUGGAGGGGAGCAACGUGGAUCAUGUCCGCCAUAGUUCUUAAUGGUGUUGUUUUUUCCGCUAUCUUCAGGCCACCAGGGAAGGAUAUGAACCGAAACGAUGCAAAAAUCAAGGAUGUGUAUGAUAAGUGUGAUACCGGAACCGUUCAGAAUCCCGGCGGAUGUUUUAGACAGUUUUGCUUAUCAAUGAAAGACAUGUUUGACUUUUCGCUUCUUAAAAGUCCCACUAUGUUGUUGUAUGGAGCUUCCUGUUUGCUCGUCAUGUUUGGAUUUUUCAUCCCUUCGAAUUUCCUUCCUGUUUGGGCUAGUGAUGCCAACCUGUCGACCGGGGAGGGGGCAUUUUUGAUUUCAGCUAUGGGCGUAUCCAACACAAUUGCACGUGUUGUGAUUGGCUACAUCACAGACAAACCAUGGGCUAACUGUUUGAUUAUAAACAAUAUUGCCCUACUGAUUGGCGGCCUGGCUACGUGUUUUGUACCAUUCUACACCACAUUUGCGGUCCUUGUCGUCUAUGCUGUUGUGUUUGGCAUAGUAAUGGCGGUUUUCAUUCUCCUCAGAAGUAUCCUGAUGGCAGAAUUAUUGGGUGUACACAGACUCAACAGUUCGUUUGGAUUGGUCGGACUCAGCAUGGGUUUGUCGACAUUUGUGGGGUCACCUUUAGCAGGAGCGUUGUCGGACAUCAGCGGCAACUACAAUGUGGCAUUCUACUUCGGUGGCAUCACUAUUGUACUAGGAGGCUUAAUUUGUCUGCCACUCAGACGGAUUUCAAACUGGGAACAAAGUCGGAGAAAUGAUUUCAACUUAUGGGAUACAUAUAACGGUGAUGAGAAAAACAAAAGGCCUGAUGUAAAAAUAGUGUCUGCCAAAAAGACAUUAUCCAUAUACACAAUAUCAAGAGAUAGGAGCUGAACUCUUUUUUCUUCUUGGUUUUCACCAAACAGUAUUUUACUAACUGUCAUCAUGUCAAAAUGGUGCCUAGAUAAUACUCCAAUAACUAUUACUCGGAAACUCGGCCGUUUCAUCAGAGGAAUUCUAUCUGUUGUAUAUUUUGUUGUAAGGAAACAGGGAUUUGAUUUUCCAAUGUAGACUGGGUGAGAAAUAAUGCCCUCUUCGCUUAAUACCUAAAUGCUCUCGUGCCCGCACGUGGCCUAGACUAAUAUACCCGUGUAUUAUGCUCUCAUGCAUCAUCUAUGCAUAUGUCAAGCAUCUCACACGGACCACAUGCAAGCACCACGCGAAAGUCGCCAAAACAUCGACUCGCCUGCAGAAAUAUCCUUGUGUGCAGCAAAAUCCUUAUACGCACAAAGCCCGCAUAGCCUGUUUGGAAUGGUGUGACCGGGCCUUCAAUAGUUGUUUUACUGCAUAGACACAAUGACAGUGUAUUUAUUUGUGAAAUAGAUCAUCAGCAACAAGUUUGCGUCCCAAUUUCUCUUCAUCACAUGAGUACCUGUCACUCUUGGUUGAUUUCACCCAAUAUAAAUCCUGAUUUUAGCCUGUAUGUCGGGUUUUAGUUCCCACCAGUCCUGGUGUGAAAUAUACAUAUACAUGUUUAUUUGACGUUCUUUUGAAAUCAGAUUUUUAUUUUUUACUUUUUUUUUCGGCCUCCGUCAUCUGACAGGUACAUUUGUAUAAACACUUUAAGCUCCUAGUAUUACUGACGACUAGAUGCAGUUUAAUUCAUUUUUGGAUCUGCAACACUGAGUUUGUAUAUUAAAAAUGAUACCCGUACACCCCGUCCUCAUUACUGACCCUGAGUGUUACGUGGAAGGUAAGCAAUGUUUAUAAACAACAUAUCACUCUCAAAACAAGUUACUUUGUCAUUACCUCAUGAUUUUGAAUUACAUGUUACAGUUUAAUAAAGAUAUCACAAUCUAAAAAUUCACAAUAGCCAAGUAAUUGAAAUUAUUUAAAAAUAAAUCAUUAACAUAAUAACAUAAUACCACAAUGCACUUAAAAGGUAAACAAUGUCUGGACGAGGUGGUCCUCGCCUGUCUCCGAAUUCCUAUUGAAUUUGCAUCCUAUUUUGUUGAGGCAGGAAGACAAGCCUAACUGCUUAAAAACGAGGCAUUUAUAGUAUACUGUUAUGGGCGGCAUUGACCUUCAACCAACACGAAAUAUUUGAAUCAACAAUACAUAAAAUUUUAAUUAGCAAUACUCAAUAAAUUAACAAAAUAUCAGAAAAGUUAAAGGUUGUCGAUCAGGACCGUUAAUGAUUUGUUUGUGUAAUAUCUGCAGAGUAAGUUGAUAGUUAUCUUCCAAACAAUUUUUCUGUGUCCAAAGCGUGCUGACCAAUAUCAACAUGCAAAAGAUAAUUAUCAAGGAGUCUACUUAGUGGUUUAAAAACUAGUUAAAAUGAUGUGAUUGCUAAAACUAAGAAAGUGUUAAUUUUCAGGAAUCGUGAGAAUCAAUAGAGACGAUAUGUAGUGAUAGACAGUCCCAGUCGGUUAUAGUUAUUGUGUGGAAAGGGAAAUUCUCAUCUGUAUCUUCACUGGAAGCUUAAUGUUGACUUUGUUAUAUGUUCAUUUCACGUUAUUUUCCUUAAGUGCCAUAAGUAUGAUUCAAUAUAUUCAGUCUCUUUGUGUUGAUUUUUUUUUUUUAAUUAAGUGACACAUUAAAACGACAAGUAUACCUGUAGAUGUUGUUACAAAAUGUUUUCUGCUACAUGUGUUAUUUCUAAUUGUUAAUAAAUAAUUGUAAUGUUAAUCUC